CGGGUGUUGAUAAAACAGGGCAUAUCUUUGUCGACGUAUAGUAAACGGUAUAGGUAUAAUCUGUGUGCAUUUAUAUAUUAUCACAGAAAUAUAAGUUAAAACAGAAAUGAGUGGACCAGAAGAAAAUAGUGAAAGUAAAAAUAAAAAUGAGAAUACAUCAAAAUCCGCGAAUGACAAUACAAAUCAAGAAAGUACAACAGAUAAACACUUAGAUGAUAAUAAUAGCAAAAUAGUUGCAGAAAGUGAAUUGAUUGUUGAUAAUAAGAAAACAAGUGAAGGCUCACAAUCUACAAUCACUAGUAGUAAAGUACUACAAAUAAUAAAACUAUCUGCAUCAUCUAUCAAAAAAAAUCCUAAAAUAGUUAAAAAGGAUAAUGAUGAUAUUGAAGAAUUCGAUACCAGUGAGGAAGAAGAAGAAGAAAAUAAGGUUGACGAUAGCAAGACUGGCCAACAAAAUUAUUCAGAAAAUAUAACAUACAAAGGUGAUAAAUGUAUAUAUACAGAACCAGGAACUGGUCGACAACUCAUAUGGAAUAGCAAAGAAAAUAAGUGGUGUGCUGAAGGUGGAUCCACAAGUGCUGAUACAACAGAUGCUAUGAAAAAUUAUGAAUUUGAUGGGAAAAAUUAUGUAUAUACAGAUAAAACAACAAAUGUAACAUAUAAAUUUAUUCAAGACAAAAAUGAAUGGGUAGUGAAGGAUGACAAACAUAGUGAAACUAAAGACAAUGAAAAUGAUAAUGCAGAUGUACCCAAGCCUGCACAAGAAGGAGUGUACGGAUUUGAAAAUGAUACUCAUACCUAUACAGAUCCGAGUGAUGGCACAUCUUAUAUUUGGGAUCGAGAAAAAAAUGCUUGGUUUCCAAAGGUGGAUGAUGACUUUAUGGCAAGGUAUCAAAUGAGUUAUGGGUUUACCGAUAAUACUAAAAGUGAUACCACUGAAAGUGAAGUACCAAAAAAUCCUUCUAAUGAACCAGAACCUCCAAAAAAACUGACUAAAGAAGAGAAAAAGGCAGAAAAUAAAAGAAAAAAUCAAGAACCUCCAACCUGGUUUGAUAUUGAUGAAGCUCAUAAUACUACUAUUUAUAUAUCAAACCUGCCACUAGAUGUUACUAUGGAGGAGCUUAAAGAGCUAGUUACUAAAUGUGGACUACUUGCUCGUGAUGAAAAAGGAAAAGAUAAAUUGAAAUUGUAUACUGAUGCAGAUGGGGAACCUAAAGGAGAUGCACGUUGUACAUAUAUUAAGAUUGAAUCCGUAGAUUUGGCUUUGAAUAUUCUAGAUGGCUGGCAAAUGCGAGAUAAAACCCUUUCGGUACAAAGGGCUAAAUUUCAAUUAAAAGGUGCAUAUGAUCCAUCCUUAAAACCCAAAAGAAAAAAGAAAGAUAAAGAUAAGCAAAAGAAAAUUCACGAAAAACUUCUCGAUUGGAGACCGGAUAAACUAAAAGGAGAGCCCCUCAAGUGCGAGCGCGUCGUCAUUAUUAAAAAUCUAUUUAAACCUGAGGAUUUCGAUAAAGAUGUAACAUUACUAUUGGAAUACCAGCAAGAUGUGAGGAAAGAAUGCAUUAAAUGUGGCGAGGUCAAAAAAGUUACCAUCUAUGAUCGCCAUCCCGAGGGUGUGGCACAAGUAACGUUCAAGGAACCUGAAGAAGCUCAAGCCUGUAUACAGUUACUAAAUGGCCGAUGGUUUGAUCAGAGAAGAAUAACAGCUGAAAUAUGGGAUGGAAAGACUAAAUAUAAGAUUCUCGAAACAGAGGAACAAAUUGAAGCAAGAAUAAACAAAUGGGAUAAAUUUUUGGAAGAACAAGAUGAUGCAGAAGAGAAAGCUAAAAAAGAUGCAGAAGCUAAGAAGAGUAAAGAUUGACAUUCCCAAUAAACUAGUAGUAAUCAUGCAUAGACUAUUUACGUAGUCUUAUACAAAAACAUGAAUUGCUAUUAUGAAUAGUCAAUAAAAAUAAAGUACACUAAUUUUUUAAAUAGAUAGACAUGUGAAUAUUAUGAUUACUCACUCCAUAGAAAGAGUUCUUUAUAAAGUCAAAUCUUUUGCAUGGACGAGUAAUUUAUUUGAAAUAUUUCAAUUCCAUUCUACGUCAUAAAAAGUUAUUUUAUGUAUUAACUAGCAAAUCAUUAUUUGUUUUUGAAGUGACUGUACCUUCAUUAAAAAUGAUUUGUUAACUGUUUUUAAUAAAAAAGAUUAUUCCAUA
This is a messenger RNA of Nasonia vitripennis (jewel wasp), 2198 nucleotides long. It is a transcript of the gene barc, whose product is annotated as HIV Tat-specific factor 1 homolog. The transcript is spliced from 8 exons. Gene Ontology annotation, cellular component: U2 snRNP; U2-type spliceosomal complex. The coding region runs from base 107 to 1858 and encodes 583 amino acids. Gene Ontology annotation, molecular function: RNA binding. Lineage: Eukaryota; Metazoa; Arthropoda; Insecta; Hymenoptera; Pteromalidae. The record is from RefSeq and is a predicted model, not a curated record. Gene Ontology annotation, biological process: mRNA splicing, via spliceosome.